Molecule: messenger RNA, 1000 nt
Organism: Malus domestica (apple)
Lineage: Eukaryota; Viridiplantae; Streptophyta; Magnoliopsida; Rosales; Rosaceae
Biological process (GO): maturation of SSU-rRNA from tricistronic rRNA transcript (SSU-rRNA, 5.8S rRNA, LSU-rRNA)
Cellular component (GO): nucleolus
Source: RefSeq, a predicted model, not a curated record
AAAAUUGUAAGGGCAUUUGGUUCGACUAAAUCGUCGAGUCCCGAACGCGAGCACGCAGCCUCCUCAGUCGGCAGCACUAAGUCCUCCCUGUAGCUCGAGCCGCCGCUCCACCGCCAUUCUGCAGCACUCCUCCACCCAGCGCCGCCCUCUGUUAUUAGGGCUUUUGCAAUACUUUGUUCCCAAUUUGUUCCAACAAAUAGCAAAAAAUGCAGAAGAAUAAGGGAAGACAAAGAGGAGGUGGACCAUUUACGAGACGAACCGAUAACAAGGAGGAAAACACAGACACCCACUUCCAAAAAAUGGACUUGAGGAACAUUGCUAAAGAGAUUGAGCUUUUGGGUACAUCUAAUAUGACAUGGAAGGAGAGGAAGGAGUUGGAAAAUAGGAAGGUGGUUUCUCUAGGCGGAAAGCCUCAAAAGAACCGGCGACUACCUCUAAGUGUAGCAAAACUGGUCAUGAAGAAUCAAAAGAAAAGGGAGCAAAAACUGCAAGAACAGAACAUGGUCCUUGGACGUUUUGGUGGGAAUUCGAGUGGCAGUUCUAAGAGAUCCACGGAGAGGAAGAGGCCCGAGAACAGGGGUUUGAAAGCAAGUGAAGGACACUUUAAAAAUGGUGUACUUGAUGUGAAGCAUUUGCUACGUCCUACUUCAUCCACAUAUGCUGGUCCGAGUAUGCUCAGAGGGAAAACUAAGGGGAAGCGAAAGAACAACACAGGUAAGAAGAUCGGUGGUAUGGACUAGCAUAAUGACGGAAAAUCGUUUUAAACAAGAGUAGAAAGAUUUUGCUUGUGUUGGUUGUGCUCCUAUCGGCUUUGGAACUCGAACAAUACUAGUGUGAUCCCAUGUAUCUUGGCAGCCACUAGCAUUUAGCGACAACUCUUUUUUCGGUUUUGUUAUUUACUUCUUUUUAGUUCGAAAUCUGUACCUCUCUUUACUGGACCGGAUAAAAACGUACACACUAUGCAAUUUUUAUCUAACAGAUGCAGUUUCCGUUUUCAUGA